This is a messenger RNA of Rosa rugosa (rugosa rose), 2576 nucleotides long. RefSeq lists its product as uncharacterized. Bases 230 to 2164 code for a protein of 644 amino acids. Lineage: Eukaryota; Viridiplantae; Streptophyta; Magnoliopsida; Rosales; Rosaceae. The record is from RefSeq and is a predicted model, not a curated record. The transcript is spliced from 18 exons.
GUGCACUGAAUAACAUUCAGAUUGAUUCCGCAGCCAACGGCCAAUAGGUGUCAAACAAUAUGUUUUGGCCUGAUAUCAAUCAUUCUAUAUAAACAUUUAUUGCAGCAAGGCAAGCAAGCCCAGCAAAGCAAAGCAAACCAAAACCAAAGCAAAACGAAACGAAACUUCUUUUCUUGUUUGAACGCUGAUUCUGAUUUCUGUCCGAAGCUCUUAACCCAAUUCUCAGACUAUGGAUGAAGAUUUAAGCGAAAAGGAGUCGUUGCUGGCUCGCAUUCAGCAGGUGGAACAUGAGCGUGAUGAAUUACGUAAAGACAUCGAACAAUUGUGUAUGCAGCAAGCUGGGCCAGGCUACCUUGUUGUGGCUACUAAGAUGCAUUUUCAAAGGACAGCUGGCUUGGAGCAGGAGAUUGAGAACCUGAAAAAGAAGCUAGCUACUUGCUCAAGAGAGAACGUGAAUCUUCAAGAGGAGCUCUCUGAGGCUUAUAGAAUCAAAGGCCAGUUGGCUGAUUUGCAUAAUGCAGAGGUUGCAAAGAAUUUGGAAGCUGAGAAGCAGCUUAAAUUUUUCCAGGGCUGUGUAGCUGCAGCUUUUGCCGAACGGGAUCAGUCCAUAAUGGAGGCUGAGACGGCUAGAGAGAAAGAGGAGCUCAUGUCAAAGAAAUUGAGUGAGAUAGAGAAGAGGUUAGAAGAGCAUACUGCAGAUUGUUUUGAACAGAAGAAACUUAAUGAUAAAUUGCAAACUGAUUUAGCAAUGCAAGAGGAGCAGAAUGCAACUUUUAAGAAGGUCAUCGAUAAGUUUUAUGAGAUCAGGCAGGAUUCUUCGGAGGGAUUUGGGAAUACAAGUUGGGACACCAAAUGUGCAUGCCUUUUGGAUGAUCCUGCAGAAUGGUGGAGUUUCAAUGACACUUCUACAUCUAAAUAUAUUAGUUCAUUAGAAGAAGAGCUCGAGAGGGUGAGGAUCUCUGCUGGUAAUCUUCAAAACAGGCUACGAGUGGGUUUGGAAAUUGAAAAUCAUUUAAAGAGGAGAGUUUCGGAAUUGGAAAAGAAGAAAAUCCGUUCAGAUGGAAUGUUAAAAAAGGAGAUGGCAGAGUUACGUCAUCACCAUUCUCAGCAUAAAGUUCACAUCAUAAGUUUACUUAAUGAGGGAAGCAGUUGUAUCAAAUCAAUAAUUGAUGCAGUGGAGAAAAAGUGUAGGCAAAUUGAUGCAAGCAGACUACAAAAGUUGGAGCCACCUAUGGGAGAUGUAAAGCAAGGUGAAUCUGAAUGUCAAGAUGUACAUGAAAUUACAGAUGCUGAUCCCCAAGUGGUAUUUAAGGAUGGUGACCCUAGCUUAUCAGACAUGGUGGCAGUUGGGGAGGGUGAUUCCUCUAAAGCCCUUGCACAGGCACUGGAAGACAAGGUUGCAACGUUAUUGCUUUUAUCACAGCAGGAAGAAAGACAUUUACUGGACAGAAAUGUGAAUGCAGCUCUUCAAAGUAAAAUAGAUGAGCUUCAGAGAAACCUAUUGCAGGUUACCAAUGAGAAGGUCCAAGCUCUAAUGGAGAUGGCACAAUUAAAGCAGGAAUAUCAUCAACUCAAAGAGAGAAUGGGUCAGGAGACGAAAAGAGGCAAUUCAUCUGCUCAAGUUGGGGACAGGAGAGUAGUUACACAUGAAAGAGGUGGAAAACUAAAGAGCUUGCUGAAGAAAACGUACUUGAGCCAUUGGGUUGGAAAUCUAGACCUUAGGGGAAAUGAAGCUGAAUCUGACCUAAAUAGCAUGGAGUUUGUGAGGAUGAAGAUUGAAAAUGCGACCCUUAGGGAAACCAUUGGAAGUAUCGAACAUCUGACUACUACAGUUCAUAGGCUUCGUCUAUCGCUUUUAAAGGCCAAGGAGAUGGUGACUUCUGGAGACUCGAUGCUUAGUAGCAUGUUAGAAACUCUAGACAACAUUAUUAAUGAGGCAAAACUAGUGAAGACCGCACUAGGAAGUUCCCUACCACUUAGUUGGUCAGCAGAAGCAGAUGUGGAAUUCAGCGGUCAUAAUGUUAGCAGUGAGGCUGGUAUCGUAUAUGGGGAGCCCAUCCAUGAGAAGAUAGAUUCAGUUUAUGCUGUGGGGUUUGAGAUGGUGGAACUCCUGACAUUAGCAUCGCAGAUAUUAAAGGACAACACAAGCAAAAGUGGGUCCUGAAAUGGAAGCUCUAGCUAGCUAAUUGUUCGAAAUGGUGUUGAUGCUAAAGCAUAACUGGUUCCUCACAAAUUUAUUUUAGGAAAAGUGCUAUCAAGAAUGGAAUGAAAUCAUGAUUAUUUACGAAGUAGAGCAGAUAUCUACAGCACAUGGAGGUAAAAAUGAAAAUCUCACAGUAGAGGGCCAAGUACCAGAAUGUGCGGUUUCUUCUCAUUGUAAUCUGUCACUGAUUAUUGUCUAGUUGAUAUUCCUCAGAGACCAGGGAUAACCCAUAGAAGUCAGGCAUACUUUAGAUGUAUUAACUCAUUAUUUAUGUACAGAGUUUGUCUAACAAAAGCUGAACCAAGUGCAAUCUUUUUUCAAGUUUGUAUGAUAUUUGCUUCAUGGUAUAGUAAUUCCUUUGCAUGUUAACCAA